Messenger RNA from Closterium sp. NIES-65, 1503 nucleotides. The record is from the annotation of a GenBank genome assembly. NCBI's taxonomy places the organism in Eukaryota, Viridiplantae, Streptophyta, Zygnematophyceae, Desmidiales, Closteriaceae.
AUGGCGGACGGAAAAACUCCUAAAGCGCUUCUACGAACACUCCUCGCGACUCUCCUUCUCUCCUGCCUUCUGCUCCCACUCGCUCCGGUGCGCGCGUUCGACUUGGACUGCGCAAACGAGGCCAGCGAGUCCGUUGCCGUGCUGAGCUUCUGUAACGGCAACGGGUGGCGUCGCACGUGUCUCUACGGCGGCGGUUAUGCCACGGACGGUUCCGGAGAGUGCACGCUCGUUCAAUCCGGUGCGCUUUACUGCGAGGACUGCCAAGGGAAUGCGCACAAACUCGAGCGUUGCUGCGAUAUCGUAGACCUCCGAGUUUCCGAUUCCGGUUACGAGCUAAGCGCCGGCCAACAGGCCAACACGUAUGACAUUGAAUGGGGAAUCGGUCUGCUACAGUGCCCAGGGAAUACGGGCUGUGCUACAUCUGGUUACCCGCAGUGUAACGGGGGUGGGUUCGACGGUAUUAAUUCGUGGUUCGGGUUAGAUAAAUAUUCCUAUGUGCAAGGUUAUGAAUUUUGCCCCGAAUUCAGGGGAACGAUACUGCGCGGGCUCGAGCCCCGCGGGGACAGCAGCGGCGGAGUGAAGCUGCGCGAACUAGAGCGUCCGUGGGAGGAAUCCGCCGCUGAGGCGGACGAGAUCCGCGCAGAACCGCCGCGCCCGAUUGCUCCCCUCGGCGACGGCGCACUGGCGGGCGGAAAGACCAAGAUGAGCCGCCGCCUAUGGGGAAGCGGGCGCCCCUGGCCCCCCCCGAAGAUGUAUAGCCGCCGCCUGUGGGGGAGUGGGCGCCCCUGGUACCUGCGUUCAACCGAGCAGCAGUGGGUAAAGAUUAUUGUUCCUCAAGUGUGCCCCUCUGCUGCAUUCUCUCCCACCCACUCCCUCUCUGCUGCCUCUUCUCACCUACAAAGGCAAGGCGCUCCCUUCGACUGUGACUUCAACCAGCAGCUCGCCCUCAGCCUUCCCCCCAAGCCAUUUGCUGCACCCGACUCUCUUCUCUCCUCUCUCCAUACUUAUUCUGUGUCCUCUUCUUCCCCCACACAUUCCAUUCAAGGCGCUCUUGUCGACUGUGACUUCAAUCAGCAGCUCGCCCUCGCCCUUCCUCCCAACCCACCCAACGCUCCCCUUUCUGCUCUCCAUUCUUGCAAGGCGCCCUCUUCGACUGUGAUUUCAACCAGUAGCUCGCCCUCAGCCUUCCUCUUCUUCGCCCCUUCUUUCGUUUCUCCGUCCCUCUUCUCUGAUCUCCUCCCCUCCCCUCUUGCAGGCAAGGCGCCCUCUUUGACUGGCGCUCUCUUCGACUGUGACUUCAACCAGCAACUCAACCUCAGCCUUCCCCCCAAGCCAUCCACUGCAACAAACUCUCCCCUCGCCCCUCCACCUCCCCCUCCUCCCCGCUCUGUCUUUGACAUCCAAUCACUGGAGGAGCUUGUGGAUCGCCCCAUAGCCACAGCGGCACACUGCUUCGGGUGUACAGCUGGCAGUGGUUCCAGCUGUACCGGCGCGGUGGUGUAG